This is a messenger RNA of Myodes glareolus (Bank vole), 1871 nucleotides long. Lineage: Eukaryota; Metazoa; Chordata; Mammalia; Rodentia; Cricetidae. The record is from RefSeq and is a predicted model, not a curated record.
ACAGAUUUAUAUAAUUGUGCCAGUUGGUCUAGAGGCAGGCCUACAGCAAAGAGACAGGAACAAUACUUUCUCUUUGAGCAGCAGGCACCUCCCUGCCUCCAGAGUUCUUGUUCUUCAACCAUGUGGCUCUGUGCCCUGGUCUGGGCUUCUCUUGCUGUUUGCACAGUUAGGGCAGGGCACCCGUCCUCACCACCCAUAGUGAACACUGUUCAUGGCAAAGUCUUGGGGAAGUACGUCAGCUUAGAAGGAUUCGCACAGCCUGUGGCCGUCUUCCUGGGAGUCCCCUUUGCCAAGCCUCCUCUUGGAUCUCUGAGGUUUGCUCCACCACAGCCUGCAGAGCCCUGGAGCUUCGUGAAGAAUGCCACCUCCUACCCGCCUAUGUGCUCCCAGGAUGCAGUUGGCGGGCAGGUGCUCUCGGAGCUUUUCACCAACAGGAAGGAGAGCAUUCCUCUCAAGUUUUCCGAAGACUGUCUCUACCUGAAUAUAUACACCCCGGCCGACUUGAGAAAAAACAUCCGAUUGCCUGUGAUGGUGUGGAUCCAUGGAGGUGGACUGAUGGUAGGUGGGGCAUCAACAUAUGAUGGACUAGCUCUCUCUGCCCAUGAAGACGUGGUGGUGGUAACGAUUCAAUAUCGCCUUGGUAUUUGGGGAUUACUCAGCACAGGCGAUGAACACAGCCCUGGGAACUGGGGUCACUUGGAUCAGGUGGCUGCACUACACUGGGUCCAGGAUAACAUUGCAAACUUCGGAGGGAACCCAGGUUCUGUGACCAUAUUUGGAGAAUCAGCAGGAGGUGUGAGUGUCUCUGUUCUUGUGCUGUCUCCUCUGGCCAAGAACCUCUUCCACAGAGCCAUUUCCGAGAGUGGUGUGAUCCUCAGUGAUGGUCUGGUCAAGAAGAACACCCGGUCUGUGACUGAACUAAUUGCUACUGUUUCUGGGUGUAAAACCACCACCUCAGCUGUCAUGGUUCACUGCCUGCGCCAGAAGACAGAGAAUGAACUCUUGGGGAUCGCACUGAAUUUGAAUCCUUUAGAGUCAGAUGACGAUGGAGACCACGGAGAGGAAAGUAACUCCCUGACCACUGUGGUUGAUGGAGUUUUCCUGCCAAAAACACCAAAAGAGAUCCUGGCUGAGAAGAACUUCAACACUGUCCCCUACAUGGUGGGCAUCAACAAGCAAGAGUUUGGCUGGAUCAUCCCAAUGAUGAUGGGUGAGCUAUUCUCUGAAGACAAAAUGGAUGAGAAAACAGCCAGCUCCCUCCUGUGGAAGUUCCGCUCUGCCCUUAACAUCUCUGAGAAUAUGAUUCCCGCAGUCACUGAGAAGUAUUUGGGACAAACAGACGACCCUGUCAAAAAGAAAGACCGUCUCCUGGACUUGUUUGGAGAUGUAAUUUUUGGUAUCCCAUCUGUUCUCAUGGCCCGUGGCCUCAGAGAUGCCGGAGUUCCUACCUACAUGUAUGAAUUUCAGUACCGCCCAAGCUUCAUAUCUGGCACGAGACCCAAGACGGUGAUGGGAGAUCACGGUGAUGAAAUAUUCUCUGUAUUGGGGGCUCCAUUUUUAAAAGAGGGCGCCUCAGAAGAGGAGACCAAGCUCAGCAAGAUGGUGAUGAAAUUCUGGGCCAACUUUGCACGCAAUGGGAACCCCAAUGGGAAGGAGUUACCACACUGGCCAGGAUAUGACCUGAAGGAAGGGUACCUGCAGAUUGGAGCCACCACCCAACAAGCCCAGAGACUGAAAGGGGAGGAAGUGGCUUUCUGGUCUGAGCUCCUGGCUAAGAAGUCACCUCAGACAGUACACACUGAGCUAUGAAUGGGCUCUCUGCCAGUCUCAGGACCAAAAGAGCCAAGAUGGGACUAUUCUACAAAAGAUGU